Laetiporus sulphureus 93-53 is the source of this 353-nucleotide messenger RNA. RefSeq lists its product as uncharacterized. Lineage: Eukaryota; Fungi; Basidiomycota; Agaricomycetes; Polyporales; Laetiporaceae. The record is from RefSeq and is a predicted model, not a curated record. The transcript is spliced from 2 exons. Bases 102 to 308 code for a protein of 68 amino acids.
UGGGAAGCUCGUUGAACGCAAGGUAGAGAAGGAGUUCCUGGAUCAGACGGACAUCCAGAACCGUGACUUCAGAUACAUAUUGUAACACCUAGCUCGCGGGGAUGGCCGCGGCCUAUACAUGUAUCUAUAGUACACCAGUAGACAAGCUUACAACGGGGAAGACGGGAACAGCAGUCGGUUGGAAAACAGAAAAAGCGAAAAAGAACAGGGAUAUCACGACAAGCGAGCCCGCACUUGAUGAUUGGAGAUGCGAUACAUAUGAACAGCGACGAAGGAUUUCAUGGGUGCUGGCAGGAAGACGAGAGUAGAAGACGAGAUGUCAUGACAGUAUGUGAAAGCGGAACUAUACGGAC